Molecule: messenger RNA, 1659 nt
Organism: Pantherophis guttatus
Lineage: Eukaryota; Metazoa; Chordata; Lepidosauria; Squamata; Colubridae
Source: RefSeq, a predicted model, not a curated record
AAGAGUAUUCCGCUUCCGGAGAAUUUGCACGGGCUUUCCACGGGGAAGGGAAUUCUCGCGCGAGGCUCGCCACCCUGCUUCUGACGUCACGCUUUUCUUACCCUCGGCAGCUGGAGAGAUCCAGGCGAAUGGAGAUUGCUCGAGGGCAGCCCCGUUCCCAAGCACAAGGCUUUCUAGGACGCGCAAAGGAACGUGUGGAAUUCCAGGGCAGAAUUCCAUUCUAGGCGUUUACCAGUCCCACGUACUUUUCACAACCAGCAUGUAAGCUUGGCAGCAGAUCACAGAGGAAGCCAUGUUUUCAUCUUGCCCCUUUCUGGCAACGUCUAAAGAGGCAAGAGAAGAUGUAAUGACCUUGAAUGAAAGCUAAUCAAACAAAGAAAUACUUUGAUCAUUCUAGCCAAAAUGUCAUCUUAUUAUUCUUUGGAAAACAAAGCCAUCUUUUACUAAUUCUUUUUUUGUUUGUUUGUUUGUUUGUUUCAUGCAACCCUUCUGCAAACACUCAAUUUUUAUUCCACAUUAAAAAAAAAAUCCAACGUAGAGGAAAGUGGCUUGUUACCCAUUUUUGGUACUUAGAAUUACAUAACGAUUGGUGAAGAAAUUCAUAAGGAAUCCCCCAAUGGGAGAAAAAUGCUUGAGAUGUCCCAGUCUUGGGGAAAACCUUUUGGGCAAGUCAGAUCAUUCCGAACCUCAGCAAGUCUGCCCCACAGAUAAACUGUAUAAGUGCCUGGAAUGUGGGAAAUGUUUCACUCACAGUAAGAACUUCAGCACCCAUCAAAGGAUCCACACGGGCGAAAAACCUUACAAAUGCCCCGAAUGUGGUAAAAGGUACGGGGCCAGCUCCACUCUGAGUAGACAUCGGAAAAUCCACAUGGAAGAAAAGCCUUACAAAUGUCCAGACUGUGACAAGAGUUUCAGUUACAAAGCAGAUCUCAUCAAGCACCACCGUGUUCACACGGGGGAGAAACCUUACGUGUGUGGCGAAUGUGGGAAAAGUUUUAGUCAAAGCUCCAAUUUUGUUACUCACCAGAGAAGCCACACGGGGGAGAAACCUUAUGAAUGUCCUGACUGUGGGAAAAGUUUUACUGUGAGCUCAAGCCUUAUUGAGCACCAGCGUGUCCACACAGCUGAAAAACCCUUUUUGUGCCUGGAAUGUGGAAAAAGUUUUAAUCGCAGCUCCCACCUCAGUGUGCACCAGAGGAUUCACACAGGGGAAAGGCCUUUUCAGUGCCCCGAUUGUGGGAAGGGCUUCACCAUUCUCUCCACUCUCAGUAAACACCAGAGAAUCCACACAGGAGAGAAACCUUACAAAUGUCCCAAAUGUGAACGGAGUUUUCGGGUGAGCUCCAUCCUGACCCAACAUAUUAGAACCCACACGGGAGAGAAGCCGUAUGUUUGCUCUGAGUGUGGGAGGAGCUUUAGUCAAAAAUCGCCUCUUAUUGCUCACCAGAGACUUCACAGUCGUCAGAAAACCCGGUAGGUGAAGGUGGGUCAAACACUGGACCAGGCUUUGAAUGACCAUACUACAAAAAAGGAAGGCUGGGAGAGUUGACCAGUUUUAUGGGGUGAAAUUGGCAACUUAAGCCAGCGUAGGCCUUAAGGCAGAGGUCUUCAAACUUGGCAGCUUUAAGACUUGUGGACUUCAACUCCCAGAAUUCUCCA